Molecule: messenger RNA, 314 nt
Organism: Neurospora hispaniola
Lineage: Eukaryota; Fungi; Ascomycota; Sordariomycetes; Sordariales; Sordariaceae
Exons: 1
Coding region: 45-257 (70 amino acids)
Source: RefSeq, a predicted model, not a curated record
UUCGCUUUCAGCAUCGGUCGGUCGGCACUGUUCCCCAUGUCUCAAUGUCCAAUUUCCAGAUUUACCCCAACUCGACCCUGUUUUUUUUCUUGUCCCUAGCGUAUGUAUCGCGACAUCAACCCAUCUGUAACGCUCUGCGACGCUCUGCAACUAUAGGGCUGCCGAUCGCCAACAUCCGUUCACGCAGCUUGACUGCACAUGGAUCGAUGCGUCGCAUAUGCAAUUUUAGGCCGACUCGGCAUCGGGGGACAAAUUAAUCUCUUUGGAGAUAUCACAAGUGUGUUGCAGAUGGGAAUAAAUAAAAGAGAUGUCAU